AUGAAGCGAGAAAGACAGUUCACGGUAAACGAUGAAGACGCGCAGAGGCGCCGGGCACAGACGGAUAGUGGGGAUGACGAGACGCUGUUGAAGGAGGAGAUUCUAACGGUGGAGGAGACACAGACUGUCCUUGUCCGCCUACCGUGCCUGGACUUCUUUAGGGAUGCGCAUAUAUGCGAGGAGGCCGCCGCCAAUGGCCGUGCGGAGGCCACUCAUGAGGGGGAUGAGCGGCACCCGUCGCGGUUCAGGGCAGACGGGCUCACCUUCAAAAGUGGCACGCUGGAAACAGCUCACCCAGUCGUCGUGCUUCGUACAAAAGAGUACGGUGAAAUGGAGUUUGAGGGGUCAUGGGUCGCCUCUCAUGAAAAGAGCGUCUUUGACGCGCCGUCGAGUAAUCGUGUGGUGGUGCAACUCUGCGAGAGGGGCGAUGAACAAACAGAGAAGGGAAUUCACGGUAGUGUCCACGAUGCAAGUGGUAGCGGUAGCGGUGCUUUUAAUGAACCGCGUUCGGUCAGUGAUAAAAGAGGCGCAUCAACGGGAGUUGGAGUGGCGAGUCUCUUGAAACACCCGUCCGUUGGCAUCACAGCUGACGAGGCACGUGGACGAAAAAGGGCUCGCAACGCAUCAUGGGGCUACGGACGAAUAGAUGUACCAUGUGCAACGCUGGUGCUACGACGUGUGAAGUAA
This is a messenger RNA of Trypanosoma cruzi, 687 nucleotides long. RefSeq lists its product as uncharacterized. The record is from RefSeq and is a predicted model, not a curated record. The transcript has a single exon. Lineage: Eukaryota; Euglenozoa; Kinetoplastea; Trypanosomatida; Trypanosomatidae. Bases 1 to 687 code for a protein of 228 amino acids.